AUGAAGUUGCUCUUAGGCUGCACGCUAAACGUCGGGGGCAAACGGUUUCCUUUCACCGCAGACUUAGUGAGCCACCUCCCCCUCAGCCGCCUCAGCCGCCUCAACCGCUGCGCCUCCGAAAGCGAACUUCUGGAGUUGUGCGACGACUACGACAGCGAAACCAACGAGCUGUUUUUUGACCGCCACUCCGACGCCUUCAGCUUCAUCGUGUCCUACGCCCAGCACGGCGCUCUGAGGCUCGCCCCCAGCAUGUGCGAGCUGUCCUUCCUGAACGAGUUGGUGUACUGGGGCCUGGACUCGGCAGAGCUGCAGACCUGCUGUCAGAGGCGGCUGGACCAGCGCAUGAACGACUGCUGUGUGCACUUCUUCCCCGAGUGUCCCUUCAGCGACUACAGGCUGUUCGUGCAGAGUGAGCGACACCGGGGGCCGGAGCUGGGGUCGCGCUGGCAGGGCUGGAUGGAGACGAUCCGCAGAACCUUUGAGGAACCGACGUCCUCGUGCACCGCUCAGAUCCUGGCCUCGAUAUCGGUGCUGUUUGUACUGGUUUCCAUGGUGAUGCUGUGUACCAGUACUAUUCCAGAGUGGUCCCGGGACGACACCCUGGAGACUCACAGGCUGGUGGAGUCCAUCUGCAUCGGCUGGUUCACCGCCGAGUGCACGCUGCGUUUCCUGGUCUCUCAGGACAAGUGUGAGUUUGUGCGACGGCCGCUGAACGUCAUCGACAUCCUCGCCAUCGCGCCGUACUACGUGUCGGUGCUGGUGUCGUUCCUGACGGGAGAAGACUCCGAGCUGCAGCGAGCCGGGGUCAUGCUACGUGUCUUGAGGAUGAUGCGUAUCUUCUGGCUGAUCAAACUCGCUCGUCACUUCCUCGGCCUCCAAACUCUGGGCCUCACGCUGCGCCGCUGCUACCGAGAGAUGCUAACGCUGCUAGUCUUUGUCGGCGUCGCUAUGGCAAUCUUCAGCGCUUGGGCUCAGCUUCUGGAGUAUGGCCUGGACCCCACUCCCAGUUUUGGCGUUAGCAGAGGAUCCGGAAAGGUCUACACCCUCCCCCACCAAGAAUACAGCCUCCCCUCAAACCCUGGCAAAGAACUGAACCGCGGUCGAAACCAGGACUACGUUAGCAUCCCCGCGGCUUGCUGGUGGGUGAUAAUUUCCAUGACGACGGUGGGAUACGGAGACAUGUACCCGGUGACAGUUGCCGGCCGAGUUUUGGGAGGUGUCUGUGUGGUGAGCGGCAUCGUGUUGCUUGCUCUCCCCAUCACUUUCAUCUAUCACAGCUUUGUGCAGUGUUACCAUGAGCUCAAAGUCCAGUCCAGUCGAGACCAGUAUGUGCUAGAAUCAGCCAGAGAUCCCUGA
Molecule: messenger RNA, 1356 nt
Organism: Knipowitschia caucasica
Lineage: Eukaryota; Metazoa; Chordata; Actinopteri; Gobiiformes; Gobiidae
Source: the annotation of a GenBank genome assembly